Penicillium robsamsonii is the source of this 3390-nucleotide messenger RNA. RefSeq names its product serine/threonine-protein kinase. NCBI's taxonomy places the organism in Eukaryota, Fungi, Ascomycota, Eurotiomycetes, Eurotiales, Aspergillaceae. The transcript is spliced from 4 exons. Gene Ontology annotation, cellular component: nucleus; cytoplasm; cytosol. Gene Ontology annotation, molecular function: protein serine/threonine kinase activity; ATP binding. Bases 1 to 3390 code for a protein of 1129 amino acids. The record is from RefSeq and is a predicted model, not a curated record. Gene Ontology annotation, biological process: intracellular signal transduction; protein phosphorylation; negative regulation of glycogen biosynthetic process.
AUGGGGUCGGCUUACAACCAUGAUGGCGAGCCGAGUCCUCUUUCGUCGCCGUUAGGACCCCUCUCUGAGUCGCCCGAAUCCGAGGGUGUACUGGACACACUUUCUUUACAGACGGACCACCUCAUAGACUCGGCGGACAGUGUUUCUUCGGGAUAUGACACUCUUUCCAGAUCUCCGUUAUUCGAGAACGGUCCAACUGGGCUGGAUCGUAUACGUCAAAACCAGCCCUCACGAGUAUUAACCCUCCCAAAUAUGUCUUCCUCAUCGCUAUCGCUAGCUCCCAUGGCUGGCCAGCGCCCCGCCCCCUCUCCCCGAUCUCGAUCCUCAUCUCGAGCUCACACUGGCAAUUUGGCGAGCCGAAGUUUCACGGAUCUAGAAGACCUACACAGGUUUCCACUGGAGUCGCUACAUUCCUUUUCCUUUGCUCAACAAUCCGAGGAAUUCCUCCACACUCGUCAAAACAUUCUCAAGAGAUCUAUUGAUUUCAUGCGCGACCGGAUGGGAUGGGCCGCAAGCAAUGCCGCGAUCGCCAACGCACAAGCAAACGCCAGCGGAGAUACGGAGAUGCAAGGUAUGAUGGAGCUUUUGGCCCGAGCAAAUAUGCUCGAAACCCAGGAAAACCAAAUCCAUGGUCGUGGACCCAUCACCGGACCCGCAGAGAUUAAUCGCGACAAUAUCUUUGAGAAGGCCUUCUCAGAUGGCAGUUCCUCUCCGGUCAGCACCCGAGAUGCACCCCAGGAUUCCACCCUCUCGGGGUCACAUCCCUCGGACAGCUCCCAAUUGUUGAUCCCGACGCCUAGCGAUCGUAUCUCCAGCCAAAGGAGGGACCUGGUCUCUGCACCUACGUCAAGGCGCGUAAGCUUAAAACGUACAUACACGGACCUGUGCUCUGUCUCUCUCAGGAGCAAGCUGAUGGAAACUCUAGCACAACCAUACACCUCUUCCACGGAUACUUUCGCCCCGCUUAGCUCCUCGACUGCUGGAUUGGGAUUCCAGAUCCCUGUCCUCCACGCGCAUAGCAACAAAUGGACCCCGGCUUCCCAGGCCGUGUUCAGGACCGAAGCCCAAGCACCAUGGACCAUUCUGGCCGCUAAUGAUCUUUCAUGUCUCAUCUUUGGUGUUCUUCAGUCCGAAGUUCGCCGUCUCAGUAUCCUAGAGGUUGUACAGAAGGAGCAUCAGGAAUGGCUCAAGGCCAAGCUUCGAGAUCCAAGCACUGAUGCCGCCGCCCGCAUGCCACUUCAGCCCGAAAGAGCCAACAUCUCCGCUGUAAAUCCCAAGUUCCGAGGUCUUGGGAAUGGAGUGACAGCACAACUUCUCAACAAACCAUCUUCACGAGAAAAGUCCCGGAGAGCGCAAACUGAUGACGGCUAUGGCUCCAGCACGAGAAAUCCCCGGAACAACCACCCGGCCAAUAAGUCCCGCGGAGUCUUGCUGUGUGGUGAUGUGGUCCCGAUUCAGAAGCGCAACGGAUCACGCGGGUCUGCUAGCGUCUGGGUUAUGGAAAAGCGAGGUGGCCUGAUCUGGGUCCUAGAGGAGAUCACAGAGAAUAUUGCCUCCAUCCAGUGUGACGAUUCAUGGAACGUCGUGAGUGCCAAAGGUGAAGUCGAAAAGAUCUGGGGCCCGUCUGUCGUUCAAACAGGCCAGUCGAUCACCGACCUUUUACCCUGUUUGCCAUCGGAAUCUCUUGAGACACCCCCCGAGAAGGGACUGGCGAAAAUCGUGGAGUUGAAGCACUUUGCCGCCCGCACCGCUGCUGGCGUUUGUAUUCCUGUCGCCGUCGGCAAGGGAGAAGGAGAUCACACUCUCCAAGUCUCCAGCUUUCCCCAUGUCGCAGGCAUGAUGGUGCUCUCGUCCUCGUCAUUGGACGUGAUCAGCUCCAAUUCUGUGUUCUCUUCAGUCCUAUUUGGUCAAGAAAGACCAGAGGGGCUCCACUUCACUGAACUUGUACCCGAUUUCGAUGAGAUUCUAGACGUUUUGACCGAGGAGGACAAUGUGCCACUGGUUGAUGGUAUUGUCAUACCCGAACACAGCUUCCGACGGGCACGGACACUUUCCAUUCUCCGCGACGGAAAAGCAAAUGCCGCCUCUGUAUUCACAGAGCCAAGUGGCUUGCUUGCCAAGCAUCGGGAUGGCUCGACCAUUGUUGUGGAUAUUCAACUGCGUGUGGUUAAGAGCGGUACCUUCUUCUCAAAGGACAAGACCGAGAAAAGCAGCGAUCGCACCAGCGACUCUGAUGACAGUGACGAUACCAUUGCAGUCACAGAGUUGGUCUAUGCUUUGUGGAUAACUUACUCGAGACAGCUCCACGCUGCUGGACCCGCUGCUGGGCUUUCGCCAUCAUCUGUACCAAGCUCUAAGCCUACCUCGCCCACACAUGAUCCUGAUGCGGAUCGCCCGUUAGACGCCGGCACUGAUACCCAGACUGUGGAAAAUCGCAACAAUUCCGUGGAGAUCCAAACCCCGACGUCAACACUCAGUCAACAACUCAGUGAGGCUGCUUCUGAGCCUCUUACCACCCGUCCCGUACAGCCAGUUCCUCAGGUUGAGGCUGCCAAUGCGAAGAACGACCCUCCGGCCAAACGAACGAUCAACGACUACGUGAUUCUCGAAGAGAUGGGACAAGGCGCCUACGGCCAAGUCAAGCUGGCACGUUUAAAGAAGCAGCCUACCAAGAAGAUGGUAUUGAAAUUUGUCACAAAGAAGCGGAUCCUAGUGGAUACGUGGACUCGUGAUCGGCGACUGGGUACUGUGCCAUUAGAGAUCCACGUUCUGAACUUCCUGCGGCGGGAUGGGCUCAAGCACCCUAACAUUGUGGAGAUGGAAGGCUUCUUUGAAGAUGAUAUCAAUUACUACAUUGAAAUGACACCUCAUGGACUCCCGGGGAUGGACCUGUUCGAUUAUAUCGAACUCAAAGCCAACAUGGACGAGUCGGAGUGCCGCAACAUCUUCAAACAAGUUGCGAGCGCCGUUAAUCAUUUACACACCAAAGCACUGGUGGUACAUCGUGACAUCAAAGAUGAGAAUGUGGUUCUCGAUGGAGAGGGACGGAUCAAGUUGAUCGACUUUGGAAGUGCGGCCUACAUCAAAAACGGGCCGUUUGAUGUCUUUGUUGGCACCAUUGAUUAUGCCGCCCCCGAGGUCUUACAGGGCCGGUCGUAUCGAGGCAAGGAACAGGACAUCUGGGCUCUGGGCAUUCUUCUUUAUACGAUCGUCUACAAAGAGAACCCGUUCUACAACGUUGAUGAGAUCCUUGACCACCCCCUCCGAAUUCCCUUCCUUCCUUUCUCGGAAGAUUGCAUUGACCUCAUCCGCACGAUGCUCGAUCGCGAUGUGGAUAACCGACUUACCAUUACUGAAGUACUUGAGCACCCCUGGAUGGUGGGGGCUUGA